UCAAAUUAGAUUCAAUUUGGCAUGGCAGAUUUACCGAGUACGGAACGUGUUGCAUCAUUUAUUUUUAAUUUUCUUGUUGGUUAUUUUUGUGUUAGGCUGCUUUUGAAGUUAGGAAAGAGAAAAAUAUGUUAAAAGCUUUGAAAUAAUCGAUACAGGGAAAAAAUACUACUAUAAAGGGAUCCCAACUAAAAGCUUUUCGAACUUCAUUCUUUCAAUAAUAGGUUUGAUUUUAUUAACGAAUUGGAUUAUUAUUUCCAAAGAUGUAUCGUAACUUAGUUAGAAUUUUGGAACCUAUUAGAAAUCAAUUGUCCAGGAAGGCACGACUGGGCAGUGCAGCUGAUGGCGGCAACGCAUUCGAACGGAACAGCAUUUCCAAGGAGCAACAGCUGUCUGAAAUUCUGAAGCGUUCACUACCUGGCAUCACUUAUGUCAGUGUACAAGACAUAUCCGGAGGCUGUGGUGCCAUGUUUGAGAUUAAUGUAGAAGCCAAAGAGUUCUCUGGCUUAUCCCGAGUCAAGCAGCACCGAUUGGUAACCGAGUCAUUGAAGAGUGAGAUAGCGGAAAUGCAUGGCAUACGUAUAAACACUACAGUCCCAACAGCUGGUGAUAAGUGAUAAUGUUUGUAAUACUACCUGUGAUAAUUAUGUUAUGUUCCAGCAAAACAAGAGAAGCAUAAUCCUCCAAGUUGUGCCCAAUGGUAGUCUAGACUAUGAAGCUUUGUUGAUUUUUGUUAAAUAUUUAUUGUUAUAGUUUUACAAUAACAAGUUGUUUGACUUUAGUAUAGCCAAGUUAUAAUAAUAAAGUUAUGGAAAAUAUUGUAAUAAAUAGAUA
Spodoptera frugiperda (fall armyworm) is the source of this 831-nucleotide messenger RNA. RefSeq names its product bolA-like protein 3. Bases 261 to 614 code for a protein of 117 amino acids. The transcript has 3 exons. The record is from RefSeq and is a predicted model, not a curated record. Lineage: Eukaryota; Metazoa; Arthropoda; Insecta; Lepidoptera; Noctuidae.